CGUGGCAGAGCAGACCGAGAGACAAGAUCAACACACCAGCUGCAACGCUCCGACACCAGACAAGGAACUCAGAAGCUGCAGGUGUGACUUAAAAUGGAGUCAAAUCUGACAGGCAACGUCAAGAGUAACUCUACCGAGUGUCCGCCCAUCGACGACUUCCGCAACCAGGUUUACUCCACGUCCUACUCCCUCAUCACCGUGCUGGGCCUGGUCGGCAACGGCUUCGCCCUGGUGGUGCUGAUCAGAACGUACCGCCAGAGCUCACCCUUCCACAUCUACAUGCUGAACCUGGCUGUGUCCGACCUGCUGUGUGUCAUGACGCUGCCGCUGAGAGUUCUCUACUACGUCAACAAGGGCCAGUGGAACCAAGGCGAUUUCCUUUGCCGCGUCAGCUCCUACGCUCUCUAUGUAAACCUCUACUGCAGCAUCUACUUCAUGGCUGCCAUGUCUGUCACCCGCUUCCUGGCCAUCGUCUUUCCCGUGCAGAACAUGCGGCUGGCGACGGAGACCCGCGCUCGCCUGGUGUGCGUGGGUGUCUGGGUGUUCAUCUGCCUUUCAUCCUCGCCCUUCCUGAUGUCGGGCCAGCACACUGACCCCAUCACAAAUAAAACCAAGUGCUUCGAGCCACCGAAGACUAGUGGUAGCAGUGUGGAUAGACUGGUCAUGCUGAACUAUUUGUCCCUGGUGGUGGGCUUCGCCCUGCCUUUCCUGGUCAUCCUGCUCUGCUAUGCUGGCAUAGUCCGCGCCUUGCUGUCCCGCACCAACUCCGCUCGACGUCAGCAGGGCGCGAGCACCAGAGCCAUCCGCAUGAUCGUCAUCGUCCUGCUGACCUUCCUGAUCUGCUUCAUGCCAUACCACGUGCAGCGCACCAUCCACCUGCACUUCCUGUCGUGGACAGACACCCCCUGCUCAGAGCAGGUGACCAUGCAGAAGUCGGUCGUGGUGACGCUCUGCCUGGCCGCUUCCAAUUCGUGCUUCGAUCCGCUGCUUUAUUUUUUCUCGGGAGAGGGUUUCCGCAGUCGCUUGUCCUCCCUGCGCAACACACUGAAGGCCAGCAGACUGAACCGCAUAGCCAGAAAAAAGCCCGUCACAGUCUCUGCGGAGAACCACCAGCUGAAGGACAGUUAAUUUGCACUAGACAAACGAGCAUCUCGGGAUCUGUUUGAAGGAACACUUCACCCACAACAGUAUCAUUUGUACAUCACUUACUCGCCCCGUGUUGCCUUUAAUUCUCUAAGAAACCUUUUUACCUUGCAUGCCUCUACAGUGAAAGGAGAAUACGACUGGUUAAAUGAGAAUUUAAUUAUAGGGCACGAUAUGCGUGAGAGUUUGUAAACAGAUGUUUGGAUAUAGUUUUGCUGUCGUUAAAGCCACCCCCCAUUUACCUCAAUUCAACAAGACUUUUUGGAUUUUUUACGAGAAAAAAAAUAAUUUCUUCACAAAUUCAAGGUAACACGGAGCGUAACUGAUAUACAAAUAUUCAUCCAGUGGGUGUAGUAUUCCUUUAAGGAGCUCAGGAUGGGUUGUGUUUACACACAUGGAAGGAGUUGAGAGAAACAUAAGGAGGAGAUGAACGGAAGAAUAAAGUGUUACCAGUAAGGGCAUGAAGAGAGUAUUUAAACAGCGAAGUAGCAAGUCUCAGUCUCAUUUAUUAUUCCAAAGAAUGACAAGUGUUCAAUAUUGUAGUGAUGUUGUUCUGUAUUAUCAUUAUGGCAGUAACAAUUAGCCUAUUGUGUCCCAAAAGUUACUCAAACCGUGGAAUUACAAAUAUGAAUUCACAGUAUAAAGAUGUAUGAAUGUAUUGUAGAUACUUUUGUAAUAUGUUUUUUAUUGAGUCUAUCAGUAACAUGUCACAGGGACAGUGAAUGGAGAAUCUUGUCACUGAGUCACAGCCUGCGUAUGAAACUAAACUAUGCUGUGUUGACUACUGUAGACCUUUACUUUUCUUCUUCUGGUUAUUCCUCUAUCAUUGUUAUUUUUUAGCGUUUUUUUGUAGCAAUUUUAAUGUUGUCAUGACUGUAACCUUUUUUUUAUUAUGAGUUAUUGUCAUUUUCCAUGCUUAUCAUAAUUACUUUAACUCAAUUUGGAUUCAAAAUUGUUGUUUUUGUGCUUCUGAUUUUUUUAAUUUUGUGCAUCUUUUCUGUAAAUACUAUUGAUGAUGAUGAUGAAUUAUAAUGUUCUGAACCGUG
Messenger RNA from Anarrhichthys ocellatus (wolf-eel), 2189 nucleotides. It is a transcript of the gene cysltr1, whose product is annotated as cysteinyl leukotriene receptor 1. The transcript has 2 exons. Gene Ontology annotation, cellular component: plasma membrane. NCBI's taxonomy places the organism in Eukaryota, Metazoa, Chordata, Actinopteri, Perciformes, Anarhichadidae. The record is from RefSeq and is a predicted model, not a curated record. Bases 94 to 1128 code for a protein of 344 amino acids. Gene Ontology annotation, biological process: G protein-coupled receptor signaling pathway. Gene Ontology annotation, molecular function: leukotriene receptor activity.